UCCUCACGCAACUGGUAGGUGACGGAGGCGGCGCGAUGGCAGGGGUGCGGCCCCUUCGAUGGCGUGGCCCCUCCGCGCCCUACUGGCAGGCUUGGAGCGGCUCGUCGGCUUGGAGAUCCAAAUUGCUGUGUGCGUGCUGCUGCGAUUCCUUUUCAAGUUCAGGCUUCAGGCUCUAGCAUUUAGAGGAGUCCAGAAUCCAAAUAGUCUCCACUCCACGACAUGGCUGCUAAUGUUGAUUCUUCAGAGACUCCGGUUGGCACUGACAGUAAUCAAAAUUCAACACCUUCUACUCAAGAGGCAACCAUGGAAGUAAAGACAAGAAGGAAAUCUGAGGAUAUUGCACACAGUUCAGUGAAGGAGGAAAAAAAGAAGAUCAAAUGCAUGUUCUGUAAUGAUAUAUUUGCAGGAGGCGGGAUCCACCGUUUCAAGGAGCAUUUAGCCAAAUACCCAGAUCCGCCGUCGGCGACAUUGGCGGCCAGAGAGCUCCUCCGUACACAGGGUACAAGCCGCCCUGAAGCUCCUGUGACGCUGCUCUGUCCACCUGCUAUUGUUGUCAAGGUCGAUGGACAUGGAGGCCAUGUCAUUUCUCCUGUGGUUGCAUGCCUCCAGAUGAAGCCAAAUCUAUUAUGA
Messenger RNA from Sorghum bicolor (sorghum), 630 nucleotides. RefSeq lists its product as uncharacterized. The coding region runs from base 220 to 630 and encodes 136 amino acids. Lineage: Eukaryota; Viridiplantae; Streptophyta; Magnoliopsida; Poales; Poaceae. The record is from RefSeq and is a predicted model, not a curated record. Gene Ontology annotation, molecular function: DNA binding. The transcript is spliced from 5 exons.